Molecule: messenger RNA, 387 nt
Organism: Saprolegnia parasitica CBS 223.65
Lineage: Eukaryota; Oomycota; Saprolegniomycetes; Saprolegniales; Saprolegniaceae
Exons: 2
Coding region: 1-387 (128 amino acids)
Source: RefSeq, a predicted model, not a curated record
AUGCGCGAGUACGCCAACGCGAUCGAGUCAAGUGUCCUGGACCGCCAGCGCCUCGCCGCGCUUGUGCACCAGGCAGUUCUGCACCCCAUGGUGACGCUCAACUGGGCAGCCACCGCAUGCCCGUUUGGAGAAACCACGACGCGCGCGACGACCAAGUGGCUGGCCGACAGCAUUCAGCCGGUUGCAGCGUCACUCUCGAGCCUCUCGGAGACGGCGGCGUCACUGUCGAACGACGGACUGCAUCACGUGCUGCACCACGUGUCGAUUCGGAGCCUCGUCGACGCGCUGGAUCUUGGUAGCUCGGUUCGCCAGUACCUCGAGACGACGGCGACGUCGGUCUUUACAAGGACGCUUGGAGCUGUGUCGCCACCGCGACUCAUUGUUUAG